Symbiodinium sp. CCMP2592 is the source of this 486-nucleotide messenger RNA. The record is from the annotation of a GenBank genome assembly. Lineage: Eukaryota; Dinophyceae; Suessiales; Symbiodiniaceae.
AUGGCAAAGACAAUGUUGCUGUCGCUGCUGUCGCUGUGUGUGGUAUCGGCUUCGGCGGAUCUUACCGGGGAGAUCUCAAAUUAUACGGUUCAGCACGAACAGGGCAAGAGUCCGUCUGGUCCGGAGUGUGGCCCAUCAUUUUGUUUCGACAAGCAAACGGCAAACUGUUUCCAACAGCUGCCGGCCGACGUGUGCAUGAAGGCCAUUUACAUGUGCGUAAAGUACGUGUUUGCGGACACAAAGCCGCAAGAGUUUUGCGAGAAGGAGAAGAAGAAUGGGAAUGGUGCAGCCAUUGACGCUUUGGCAACUUCGGAAGCGGAGCAAGCAGAGCCGCGGAAGAUGCCACAGAUGCCCCUGCCGGAGGCCAUCUGGCUCGUGUUCCUAGUCGUGUUCACCAUGUGGGUUGUCUCAAAGCACUUCCGCUGUCAACCGAAGAAGGAGGAGAUCAGACCGUUCAAAAUGCCUUUGCUGUGUGAUGCCGUUUAA